AUUUGGGUGGAAAUCCAGCAGAGGGCGCGGCCGAUCAGGAAGUGAAAUCCGUACUGCUUUGUUUUUAAACGUGACCUAAGUUCCCUAUUCAGCCUUUAAAUUUUGCCGGAACCCGUGAUAAUGGCUCACCACAACAGCAGCGUUCACGAGGAUGUCAAGGAUUAUUAUGGAAAGAGGCUCCAGAAGACGUCGGACCUGAAGACAGGCGCCUGCGUGGCUCCAGCUCAGCCUCUCCCAGCCUUUAUACGGGAAGCCCUGAAGAAAGUUCACCCUGAAGUAUCUAACAAAUACUACGGGUGUGGUCUGGUGGUGCCGGAGUCCUUGGAGGGCUGCAGGAUUCUGGACCUGGGCUGUGGGAGUGGAAGGGACUGCUACAUGUUAAGUUUGCUAGUUGGGGAAAAAGGUCAUGUCACUGGCAUUGACAUGACUGAGGCCCAGCUCGAAGUGGCCAGAAAAUAUAUGGAUUAUCACGCGAAGGAGUUCGGCUACAAGAAGCCAAACGUGAGUUUUGUCCAGGGCUACAUUGAGGCCUUAUCUGCGGCGGGUCUGGGAAAAAACUCGUUUGACAUCAUCAUCUCAAACUGCGUAGUGAACCUCUCCCCAGACAAGAAGCAGGUUCUGGCUGAAGCAUACAAUGCACUCAAGGACGGGGGUGAGCUGUAUUUCAGUGACAUCUACUCCAGUGGAAGGCUGACAGAGGGAAUUAAAAAUCACAAAGUGCUGUGGGGUGAAUGUCUGGGCGGAGCGCUGUGGUGGAAGGACCUGCUGCAGCUGGCUGAGGAGGUGGGCUUCAGUCAGCCACGGCUGGUCACGGCCACCGUUGUCGCCGUUGACAAUAAAGAACUGCAGGACGUGUUAGGUGACUUCAAGUUUGUUUCUGCCACGUACCGCCUGUUCAAAGUCCCCAAAGGCAAAACCAAGACCUGCCAGGUCAUAUAUAAUGGAGGCAUCACUGGGGCAGAGAAUAUCUUCCAGUUUGACUGUCACUACACCUUUAAGACCAAUGAAGUGGUGCAGGUGGACGGAGAAGCAGCUUGCAUCCUGACGCAUUCCAGAUUUGCAGAAGACUUCACUUUCCAGCCACCAGGGGGCUCCAGUGAGCCUUGUUGUGCCAAGCCUAAGACUGACACGGUGGAUCCUUUCAACCUGGCCUCUCAGUCGGGCACUCGAGGGGGAUGCUGCAGCACGAAAUCUGCCGACUGCUGCAAAUGAUCACGGGACGAGCACUGAGAAAUGCAGCAGCAUGCUGUAUGCUGUGCGACUGUCCUUUUUCAGUAAGCUUAAGAUCAGACACUUCAGAUGAAUAACAUUUCAAACUUUCCCUGUUCCAAAUGUGCCUCUACACAGUUUUCUAAGAGAAGAGAGAUGGCUGUGAAAUGUCACAAAAGGACUUCUUUUUUUGGCUUUCCUGAAAUCACUUUCUAAAUUAAGGAUAAUGGAAAAAUAGCUCAAAUCAGAAAAAAUCUGAGUAAAGAUGACUACAAAAUAACUUGCUAUUCUUCACAGAGCACCAGUGAAGGUUUUUUUUCUUCUUUUACAUGUGUUGGCAGUUCUUUGUAAUCAACAGGCUCUAACACCAUCGUAUCCUUACUUAACCUUCGUAAGGUGAAGCUCUAGUUUCUGCAGCCACUCAGGUUCUAAGGUGAUUUACAGAACUGGACAUGUUGACAUUUCCCUGUAACAUGUACUCUUUGUGUAGAUGAAUAAAUAUUGUGUGUCCUCAAGA
Molecule: messenger RNA, 1726 nt
Organism: Poecilia reticulata (guppy)
Lineage: Eukaryota; Metazoa; Chordata; Actinopteri; Cyprinodontiformes; Poeciliidae
Gene: as3mt
Product: arsenite methyltransferase
Biological process (GO): toxin metabolic process; arsonoacetate metabolic process
Cellular component (GO): cytosol
Molecular function (GO): arsenite methyltransferase activity
Source: RefSeq, a predicted model, not a curated record